This is a messenger RNA of Leptopilina boulardi, 584 nucleotides long. RefSeq lists its product as uncharacterized. NCBI's taxonomy places the organism in Eukaryota, Metazoa, Arthropoda, Insecta, Hymenoptera, Figitidae. The transcript is spliced from 6 exons. The record is from RefSeq and is a predicted model, not a curated record. Bases 1 to 306 code for a protein of 101 amino acids.
AUGUAUAUAAUAUACGCCGUCACAGUGGCGCACGCACCCACGAUCUUUCGAACUCGUAAUACAAAGAGGACGACUCGAGAAAUAGCUUUGCCGCACGACGAACAAUUAACCCCACUUGAGGGUGCUCAACAUAAAUUCGCGAAAGCAGCUCCAGGAUGUAGAUCGGGUGCAGGACAACAACUUCAAGGUUUAUUGGAGACAGGAGCAGCAGUGAUUAUUCUCAAAGAAUCUAUUGUACAUCUUCUCUUGUGCCUCCAACUGGAUUUUACUAAUUGUAAGGAAAACAAGAGAGACGAUUCGAAGUAACCUUGGAAAACUGCGCACACGCUUGAUUGAAUAUUUAAUAAACAUGAAGAUUAUCCCCAACAAGGUUGACCGAAACGUGAGCAAAACUGGCAGCAAAGUGAUAUCGGUGCAUUCUCAUCAAUUCGAAGCAAGCACGCGAGCCCAUAAUUUCACGAAAGGAAGCCCUCGGUUACAUUUUUAUUGGAAACGAUCGAAAGUUUCCUUUUUUUUUUUAUUCUUCUUUUUUGCUUCUUUGACAGAUGAUGAAUCGCUUUAGGGCAAUGUUAAUUUCAAAAUCG